GGAUCCCUUGGUUUGUUCAGCGGUUGUUUGUCGCCAGUCUGACCGUGGCGGGAGCACCGUGAGUCCGCUGUGAAGAACCCGAAAAAAUCCUGUUUGGAUCCCAAAUCUCGGGCAGGGAGAGCCUUCAGCCUCAGCCUCAGCCAUGGAGGGCGACUGCCUCAGCAGUAUGAAAUACCUCAUGUUCAUCUUCAACUUCUUCAUCUUCCUCGGUGGCUCCUUACUGCUGGGCGUUGGUGUUUGGGUGUUGGUGGACCCGAUGGGCUUCAGGGAGAUCGUGGCAGUCAACCCCCUGCUGUUCACCGGGGUCUACGUCAUCUUGGCCAUGGGAGGCCUGCUGUUCCUGCUGGGCUUCCUGGGCUGCUGCGGAGCCAUCCGCGAGAACAAGUGUCUGCUGCUGUUUUUCUUCAUGCUCAUCCUCUUUAUCUUCCUGGCGGAGCUGGCAGCUGCCAUCCUGGCGUUCCUCUUCAGGGAGCACUUAACCAGAGAGUACUUCAGCAGGGAGCUGAAACGCCACUAUCAAGGCCGCAACAACACCGACGUCUUUACGUCCACGUGGAACGUCAUCAUGACCACGUUCGACUGCUGCGGCACGAUCAGUCCUGAGGACUUUGAGGAGAGCCUCUUCAGGCUCCUCAAUCCAAACAAGAUGGUUCCUGAGGCCUGCUGCCAGGUAAACGGGUACCUCAAAGAGGUCGACUUGGAGCAGUGCGUGAGCGGCGGCGUGGCGUUCCGACACAACAAGGGCUGUUACUCAGCGAUGGUUGAAUACUUCCAGACGUAUAUCUACUCUGCUGGAGCUCUGGCCAUUGUGGUGCUAACAAUCGAACUCUUUGCCAUGGUGUUUGCCAUGUGUUUAUUCAGAGGCAUCCAGUAACCUCCACCUCCUCUUCAUCCUCCUCCUCAGCAGCAGCAUUCAGGAGGAAAGCAGACUGUACAGUUUGAGAUGAUUUGUACACUUUUGGUUUCUGUGUGGUUGGUUUUGUGAUCAGCAACGUUCUGGAUGUUCGAACUCCUGCUUUGGUCCUGAUGGACCAGAAACGGCUUCAGUUCAGGGAAACAACCAUAAUGUAAAAUUUCCCUGGGAUCAGCACAGGAACCCAGCAGGGUUCACUCCUAGGAUCGCAAUUAAAACAUGUGAUUUGAAGUUCAGGAUGGUCAGCGAUGGCAGUCUGAAGCUGCUCAUGCAAAGUUACAUUAAAAUGAAUCAGAUUUUUGUCAUAUUGAUGUCAUCUGAACAGAGUAAACAGACGUAUUUAUAACAGUUUUGAAUGAAAACAAACAUGAGCUCAGUUUUAGUUCUUGCAUCACUGCUUCUGCAUCAUGAGACAUCAAUGAGACGUUUUCACUGAAAAACAGACAAGAAGUGGCUCCCCCUUGUGGCGGAGGGCAGAUUGUUGUCCAUAACUCCUCUGACACUGUAGACUUUAUUACAGUUCGUCAAUAAAAGCAGAAUGUGUUGUUGUAAGUAAACAAGUGUUUAAUAUUUAAGUUGGUAAAUCAAUCCAACACUGUGUGCAGCAGCUGUACUUUUCUCUGUGAUCAGACUGAUUUCUUCUGUAACGUUUUAGUGGCUAAUGUUCAAUAAAGUCAUAUUCUUUGUGCUUUUA
Girardinichthys multiradiatus is the source of this 1607-nucleotide messenger RNA. RefSeq names its product tetraspanin-18-like. Gene Ontology annotation, cellular component: membrane. Bases 143 to 874 code for a protein of 243 amino acids. The transcript is spliced from 8 exons. The record is from RefSeq and is a predicted model, not a curated record. Lineage: Eukaryota; Metazoa; Chordata; Actinopteri; Cyprinodontiformes; Goodeidae.